AAAAGGAAGAAGACAACGAAAACGUAUCAUAAAAAAUAUUUAAGAGAAAAAUAAUAAUAAUAAAAAAAAACAAAGCCAAAUUAAACAACAAAAUAAAAUACAAGGAGAAAAAUCAUUUCGAGAACAACAAAUUAAAUCUCGUGCACCCGCACGUGGGUAUUGCAUGUGUGCGUGUGUGCCUGUCAGUGUGUGUGUAUGUGUAUAUGUGACAACUAAAACGGCAUCUACAACUACAAGCACAUAAACUGCAGCAACAAAUGCACCAACACCAACAACGCACACAAACACAAACAAUAAACAGAUCUGCCGUGGAUACUCUCUCUCUAUAUAUAUAUACUCUACCAAGCCGAAGACUUAUAAAUAUAUUCUACAACGCACUUCAGGAAGUCGGUCCACGGCCUAAACAAAUACCGAAUCGACAACACAAAACACAACACAGCACCUGGAAACCUAAAUGCCGCAUCUAGUCUAAUGUAUCGUCAAAAGUCUACAGAUUAAUUGUUGUUCCUAAGCCCGCCGCUUGAUGAAUAUUGGCCACGAAAAGCAUCCACACUUUCAUCCGCAUCCGCAACCGCAACCGCAUCCGCAUCCUCAGCUGCAGUCGAGCAGUCCAGCAGCAGCCGCCGCCGUCGCCGCCGCCACUGAAGUUCAUCGUUUAGCCGCCGGCGGUUCGGUUAGUCCGUCGUCGUCUUCUUUGUUAUACCACCUGCCCGUCACCUCCUAUCGCCACCCACUGCAAGGUCAUGAGCGGCAACAUAACCACCAUCACCUCCCCCACCACCAGCAGCAACAACACCAUCACCAGCACCACCACCAUCACCAUCACCCACAUUUACCACCAACUGGAGGGGACCUGCACCUGAGCCCCAAAUCCGUUUCAAUGGUGAUGACCCCCAGCCGACGCAGUUCGCCGCCCCUGCCGACGCUGCCCCUAACGACGCACCCGAUUCAUCCGCAUCCCCAUCCUUUGCCCUUGGCGCUACCGUUGCGCCAUCCCCUCACCCUGAAUGCAAACGCCGGUGGUCAACACUCGCCGUCCCGCUCCAGCAGCCAGCAGACGUCGUCGCAGUCGCACUCACAAUCGGCAGCACAAUCGAUGAGCGCCCACUUUUCGCAGCUGGCACAUGCCCAGCUGCAUUUGCAGAAUCAAUUGCAGCAAAAGCUAUCGGCGGCUAGUAGGAAUAAUAGUAGUAGUACCGGAUCUGGAACGGGUAACAGUACUCCCACGGAGAAUCCGAUGAAUCCGCUGAGUGAUUUGCAGAAUAUGCAACCCUUUGACUUUCGUAAAAUCAGCUCGGCGGCGGCAUUGGGCGCCUUUGGUGGUCCAUUACCAUUGCCGCCGAGUCCCACGGAAUUCGGACACCAUCAUCAUAAUCAGCAGCAGCAACAGCAGCAGCAUCAACACCACCUGCACCGGAGUAACCAGUUUUUCAAUGCAAUGGCCAUGGCCUAUCACCUGCCACCGCCACCGCCACCACCGCCUCCUGAUUCACGAUCACCGCCACCGCCACCGCCAGGAGUUGCCCAGUAUCCACAUCAAUCGGGUUCUGGUUCUGGUUCAGGAUCGGGUGGUUCAGGGUCUGGAUCAGUUGAAGAAUCCGCUGGCAAGCAGCAAAGAGGCAGCGAUAAGGGAUCCGCUUCAGGAUCAUGCUCGAAUUCGGGAUCCAAUUCGGGAGUUAGUUCACAGCGAAUGACCCGCCUGGCCUUGUCCUCCAAUAUGCGAUCUAGCCGAAAAACCCAUUCGCCCGGUGGAGCUGGAGGGAAUGGUGGCGGUUCUGGUGGCGGUGGCAAGCGGCAAUGGGGCUCAAUGCCCGCCAAUCUGGGCACUCAGUUCAUUAAUCCAGUGACGGGUAAAAAGAGGGUACAGUGCAAUGUCUGUUUAAAGACCUUUUGCGACAAGGGUGCUCUAAAGAUUCACUUUUCGGCAGUGCAUCUGAGGGAGAUGCACAAGUGCACGGUGGAUGGAUGCAGUAUGAUGUUCAGCUCAAGGCGUUCGAGAAAUCGGCACAGUGCCAAUCCGAAUCCCAAACUGCAUUCACCGCAUUUGAGACGCAAAAUCUCACCGCACGAUGGACGCAGUGCGCAACCGCAUCCGCUCUUGCUUCAGGCGCCCAACGGCCUCAUGGCGGGAUUAGCGCCUUUUGGAAGUUUUCCGCUGCUAACGCCACCGCCAGAUCUGCGUCAUCACGCGAUGGGCGGUUCGGGAGCGGGCUCAGGAGCUGGAGGCGGUGUCGGAGCUUUGGAAUUGAAGCAUGGACAGGAUUAUCUGCAGAGAUCCUAUUUGGAUGCCGGUCGGUACGAGGGACAGCGCCGCAAGCUGACGAUGGAAAAUGAGCACACCGAGGAUGAGGAUGACGAUGAGAUCCUUGAGGUUGGCAUCCACAUGGCCGGUGAUGAUGAUGACGACGAGGCUGACGGCGAUGAGGACGAUGAUGACGAUGAUCCCGAUGGCAUUGUUGUGGUUGGCGAUGAGCUAGACAGCAUUCCGCUGGACCAUGACAACGAUAACGAUAAUGAUAACGAUAACGAUGAGAGCGAUGAGCGCUCCACGUCGGCGGUUUCCAGCCUGAGUCAAACCAAAGAGCAAUCCAGUCCGGGCAAGGUCGUUCAGUCUGGCCUUGAGGAGUGCCACACAUAUGCCCACGCCCACGCCCACUCCCAUUCCCACGCCCAUGUCCAUGCCCAUGCCCACGCCCAAACCCUCGCCCAAAUGGCGGCCAAUAAACGGAAACGCAAAAGCCAAAAUCCAGUUCGAUGUCCAGUACAAUCGGAUGAGAAUUCUGGUGAAAAUUCGGUAGACUAUGAUGUGGCCGCCGAUCUGUCCAUUAAGAAGGUGCGUCUGCCAGCGCAGGCCGCCGCAUCCGCCAAAGAAACAGAGGUGGGCGAGUCUACUAAGUCGAUACCAUCGCCACCCCUCACACCCUACGGUGAUCUCAGGCCGGUGGGUCUCUGCAUCAAGACGGAACAGGAUCAGGAACCAGAACAUGAACCGGAAUCAGAACGCGAACAUGAACCUGGCACUGAAACCAAACCGGAACUAAAAAUGGAACGGGGAGAGGAGCAAGAAACGAGGCGACCAACUGUCCCUCAAGAUCAACGGGAGGCAGAGGAUGAGAAUGAGGCGCCGAUGGAUAAUACACUUGAUCUUUCAAGGGCGGCGGCCGCCAUUAAAUUGGAACCCUUGGAGGAGAUCAACUACGAGGCGGACGAGAAUCGCUAUGUACGCAUCAAGCAGGAGCUAAUGGGCGGCGAUGAGUCCUUGGCGGAGGAGUCCAGCGACAAGACUGCCAAUCACAAUAAUAAUAAUAAUAUUAAUAACAAUUGCGUGCGCCGGCAAAGUGGUAAUGGUUUGAGUUUGGGUUUAAGAUUGGGUGAUCUAGAAGAGCGCGAACCGGAAACGGAACCUGAACCUGAACCCGAACCGGAAGCAGAAACAGAAGUGCCCGAGGUGCCGAUUGAUAAGGAGAACCCACUGAAGUGCACCGCCUGUGGUGAGAUAUUCCAAAAUCAUUUUCAUCUUAAGACGCACCACCAGAGUGUCCAUCUCAAGCUGCACCACAAGUGCAAUAUAGAUGGCUGCAACGCCGCUUUUCCCUCGAAGCGAAGCCGCGAUCGUCACAGUUCGAAUCUGAAUUUGCAUCGCAAACUGCUGUCGACCAGCGAUGAUCAUGGUCUACUCCAUGCACCCGUAAUGCCCACGGAUCCACUGCUCGAGCUGAUGAGUCUCAAUUUGAACAACAAUAAGGCCGGGUUUCCGCACUCGGCAGUGGUUGGAUCAUCGGCGGGAGUGAAUGUUGGUCCAGCGGUGGGCAACAUUCAGGCAGAGAUUCUCGCCCGCAUUUGUGCCGGUGCCCAUGCCCAUGGACUGAAUGUACCGCUUUGCAUUGAGGCACUGCAACAUCGCUUUGCCGUUGGACAUGCCGGGCAUGGCUAUCCGAUGGUCGCCGAAAGCACACCACCAAAUCACCGUCUGCUGCUUAGCCAUGCCGGCGGCGGUGCGAGUCCACUGCUAUUUGCAGGACUACCGCGUAUGCCACGCUUUCCCCAACUAACGCCCCAUAUGCUGGCAGCCGGUGCUGCUGGUAAUGCCGGUAUGGGUGGACUGAGUCCCUUCUGUCGACGCACUUCCUCCGAUUCAAAUUCACAACACUCAAUAACGCCACCGCCGAAACGAUCACGAUCACAGUCCAGAUCACCGGAUAACUGUGUACAUCCGCAUCCCGCGGAGUCGGGUUUAGCUGGAUUGGCGGGAGCCGAGACCGAGGCGGGCCAGCGGCAAAGUCCCGAUCGCAUAUCAUGACCAUGUACCUCGUACUAUGCCAAGGCGUUGGCAUUUUAUCACUAAGAGCCCUCAUGUCAUGCAGCGCACAAACACUUUUGGAAGUCAGAUAUGCAGAUAUGAAAAUAUACGGAUAUACUCGUAUAUGGUUACAGAUAUAUCGGAUAUAUAUACAUAUACAAGAUAUACAAGAUGCAUUAUAUUGCUCAUGCUCACAUCGAGGAUCAAAGAUCGAGAAGAUCGAGGAUCGUCUGCCGCUCAUAAUACGAAAAUACUUUCACUUAGGCUAACGCUAAAAUAAUAAAUAUUUAGAUGGAUCAACUAGCAUUUUUUUUUCUAUACAUAAAUAUACAUACAAUAUAUGU
Messenger RNA from Drosophila eugracilis, 4644 nucleotides. RefSeq lists its product as uncharacterized. Gene Ontology annotation, biological process: regulation of DNA-templated transcription. Lineage: Eukaryota; Metazoa; Arthropoda; Insecta; Diptera; Drosophilidae. The transcript is spliced from 4 exons. The coding region runs from base 524 to 4300 and encodes 1258 amino acids. Gene Ontology annotation, cellular component: nucleus. The record is from RefSeq and is a predicted model, not a curated record.